AAAUUAGAGUUGCAGCUUAUUUACAAGUUGCCUUUUUUUUUUUGUAGAGUGCACAAAGAAUAUUUAGUGAAUGCUCUGAAGUUAGUAGUAGAGGUUAUUCAAUAUUAGAAGUAAUCAAAUGCUCAUCAUAAAGCUUUACUUUUUUUAACAUGGCUCUGUCUUUCUCACGUGGGGGGGGUUGAGUUACCCCCACAUUUCAAAGGUCACAGAGCGUAUUCCUGAGGCUUGUUUUUAGAGGCUGUGCCUGCAUUGGGCAGAGCGCACUUGCUUGGACUGCUGCCACUUUGUAAUUGAAGUCAGAUCUGUCCUGUGAAAAGACCAGAGGGAGACACCACCUCACGGAGGCAGUGGCAAGUGAGGCCCCUUCAAAGGAAGACUGUUCAGAAAGGAAGACUCAUGGAUCUCACAUCCACUGUCAUCAUCCCGCUGCUUUUUGGCAGCCUGGGGCUCUUCUCCCUUUUCCGGCUGCUGCAGUGGAUGCGGAUGCGAGCUUACCUCCGAGGGGCAGUGGUGGUGGUCACAGGGGCCACCUCUGGCCUGGGAAAAGAAUGUGCAAAGGCCUUCCAUGCAGCUGGCUCCAGGCUGGUGCUCUGUGGCAGAGACAGUGAGAAGCUCAAAGACCUGGCACAGGAACUUUCUGCCAUGACUGAUCACCGAAAGAACAUACAUAAACCUCACACUGUGGUAUUUGACCUCUCGGACACUAAAACCAUCCUAAAUGCUGCUGAAGAGAUUCUGAAGCACCUGGGUCAUGUGGACAUACUGAUCAACAAUGCAGGCAUCAGUUACCGAGGCACAAUUGUAGACACAGGUCUGGAUGUGGACAAGAAAGUGAUGGAAACAAAUUAUUUUGGUCCUAUAGCCCUCACCAAAGCGCUUCUCCCUUCCAUGAUCAAGAGGAGACAAGGCCAUAUUGUGGCCAUCAGCAGUGUUCAAGGCAAAAUAAGCAUUCCUUUCAGAUCAGCAUAUGCUGCCUCUAAACAUGCUACCCAGGCCUUCUUUGAUUGCCUGCGAGCAGAGGUUGAGCAGUACGACAUCGAUGUGACCGUUAUAAGCCCUGGAUACAUUCAAACAAACCUUUCUCUCAAUGCCGUAACAGCAGAUGGAUCUCGCUAUGGAGUUAUGGACAAGAACACGGCUGAAGGCAAGACAGCUGCAGAGGUCGCUCAGGUGGUUCUCUGUGCAGUGGGGCAGAAGAAGAAGGAAGUCCUUAUAGCUGGCCUAAAGCCCUCCCUGGCUGUAUACCUACGAAACCUCUUUCCCAGGCUUUUCUUCAACUUAAUGGCAGCUAGAGCAAAAAAGGAGAGAAAAACAAAGGACUCUUAGAGCUCAGCUCAUCUGAGCAGUAACUGUAGGGAGAGAGUAACGUCCUGCAGUUUGGCUGGGACAUCAGUGGAAGUGCUCCUGUGGGAAAAACCUUUCUCUAAAUGCUGCAACUUACCAUUGCAUGGAGAGUGGGAAGCAGUGUCCCCCACAACAGGGCAGGCCCAUGUGCCAGAAGACAGCACCUAAGCCUCUCUGAAGAAGGGUGCUUGGAACAAAGUGUGGGAGCUGAGGCUGCAGGGGAGGGUAACUGUAGGUAUGUACACACUUCACAGCAGGAGAAGCCCAUGUGUUGAAGGACACCACUUUACCUCAUCUCACCCCAGGCACGCUCAGCUUUACUGGCCUGCUACAAAUAAAACCCACUUGGUUUCCCUUCAUACACUCCAUGGCCUCUGUGAAAUACAGUCCCCAGCUGAGAGCUCGCAUGAUCAGUGUCUCCUUCCCACUCUUUCCAAUCUCAUCCAAAACACAUUGCUUGAAGUGGAAAACUUUGAGCCUCUGCUUGUUCAUGUGCCAAACCAUCUGAUACGUUAAGCUAAAGCUAAGUCCAGUGCCAUUUUUAAAAAGUAACUGAUGUAGAAUGCAGGUUUUAUUUGGGAAUGAUGUUAUCUGUCUGAUUCAUUCCUUACUGAGGUGUGGGGCUGUGACACUCUGUGGUACCUGACAACACAGUGUUAACACAACACAGGUUAAUGCAGGAAUAGCACCACACAGCAGAGCAGCUAUUAGCUAAUAGCACACCUGGUCCACCUGCCUGCCUAGAGCACAGAGUAGGUGUGAUUCUUUAGAUGCCAGGGACACCAUCUUCCUGGCAAGCAGAGAAGGAUCUGUGUGUAGGGUGGAUAACACAGGAGACAGACCCUUAGUUCUCACCUGACAUAAAACAGUCCCAGUUGCCAGCUAGGAUUACACGUACAGGGAGGGGAGGAGAGCUGCUUGUGCAGAUACCAUAGGUUUCAAGGAGUCCUUCAGCCUGAAGGAAUGCCAUACUCCAUUCUUCACCCCUUUGCAUUUUCACACUGUGUAAAACUUGUUCCUCCUCCCAGAGCAGAUGUAUCCUGCCCUGUAUAAUCCCAGCAGUGUUGGGAAAAAUAAGCGACUCCACUGAGAUAGUUCAGAAAAAACAGAAAUAUAUAAAUUGGAAGAAAGCUUAUAAGGUCCACACCUCUGCUGCCACCUCCAUGCACUUAGCAGCACUCUCCCAGUGUACUGCCUUGUAUGUCCUGCCUGUGAGUGUGUAUCUGAUGAUAAAUAAAUUACAUUGCCAUGAA
Molecule: messenger RNA, 2597 nt
Organism: Gallus gallus (chicken)
Lineage: Eukaryota; Metazoa; Chordata; Aves; Galliformes; Phasianidae
Gene: DHRS7B
Product: dehydrogenase/reductase 7B
Exons: 7
Coding region: 397-1326 (309 amino acids)
Cellular component (GO): membrane
Molecular function (GO): oxidoreductase activity
Source: RefSeq, a predicted model, not a curated record